AGAGAGAGAGAAACAGAGCUCUUCAUCUUCUCUUUCUAUAUCUAUCUGUAUCUCUCUCUAUACCCAACAAUUGAAAAGUCUUCACAAACAAAGUCCACUCUUGUUUCAUAUACAUUAUACAAAGUUUGAAUUUUGAUUGGGACUAGAUCUAGGGUUUCUUCAUCUCCUUCGUCUUCACCGUCCGGUGACAAUGGGCAAGGGAGGAGCACUCAGCGAAGGUGUGUUGAAAAAGAUCGUCCUUUCCUACACAUAUGUCGCUAUUUGGAUCUUCCUCAGCUUCACGGUCAUCGUCUACAAUAAGUACAUCCUCGAUCGCAAGAUGUUCAAUUGGCCAUUCCCCAUCUCCCUAACCAUGAUUCACAUGUCAUUCUGUUCUUCAAUCGCUUAUCUUCUCGUUCGUGUCUUCAAGAUGGUCGAACCUGUUUCAAUGUCACGAGACCUCUACAUAAGAUCUGUCGUUCCAAUCGGCGCGCUUUAUUCUCUAAGUCUCUGGUUCUCAAAUUCAGCUUAUAUUUACUUAUCCGUCUCUUUCAUCCAGAUGCUUAAGGCACUUAUGCCUGUCGCUGUUUACUCAAUCAGCGUGCUUUUGAAAAAAGAAGGGUUCAAGUCUAACACGAUGGCGAAUAUGCUCUCGAUCUCGAUUGGUGUAGCGAUUGCUGCUUACGGUGAAGCUAGGUUUGAUUCGUGGGGUGUGUUUUUACAGCUUGGAGCUGUUGCAUUUGAAGCUACUAGAUUGGUUAUGAUCCAGAUCUUGCUUACAUCAAAGGGUAUAUCUUUGAAUCCAAUUACUUCUCUUUAUUACGUUGCACCAUGUUGUUUGGUGUUUCUAUCAAUUCCUUGGAUCAUAGUUGAGUUACCUAAGCUGAAAGCGACGUCAAGUUUCCAAUUUGAUUACUUGAUUUUUGGAACCAAUUCUCUAUGUGCAUUUGCUUUGAAUCUUGCUGUGUUUCUCUUGGUGGGUAAGACUUCUGCUUUGACGAUGAAUGUUGCUGGGGUUGUUAAGGAUUGGCUGUUGAUUGCCUUCUCGUGGUCGGUGAUCAAGGAUACAGUUACUCCGGUGAAUUUGAUUGGAUAUGGAGUUGCGUUUCUUGGUGUUGCGUACUAUAAUCAUAUAAAGUUGCAGGCACUUAAGGCUAAGGAUGCACAGAAGAAGGCGGUUCAGCCUGAUGAGGAAAGUGGGAGAUUGUUGGAAGAAAGAGAUGGUGAUAACAAUGGUGGGAAGAAGAAUGAGUCACAUGACUGAUUCACACUAGGAUGAUGAUCAAUGUUCUGGUUCUAGUAAAUUUUAUUCAUACUUGUGGAAGGAAGAAGAUGAAGAAGGAGGAGUAUCUUUUCUAAGUUAUAUAUUUUGUCUUUUCUUGUUUAUGUUACUUCUUACUACUACUACUAUUGCUACUACUGAAUUGCAUUUUACUGGAGAAAUCGAUUUAGACAGUAUCUUUGCUCUU
This is a messenger RNA of Impatiens glandulifera, 1448 nucleotides long. Its product is annotated as probable sugar phosphate/phosphate translocator At5g25400. The record is from RefSeq and is a predicted model, not a curated record. Lineage: Eukaryota; Viridiplantae; Streptophyta; Magnoliopsida; Ericales; Balsaminaceae. The transcript has a single exon. The coding region runs from base 191 to 1243 and encodes 350 amino acids. Gene Ontology annotation, cellular component: trans-Golgi network; Golgi apparatus; endosome. Gene Ontology annotation, molecular function: antiporter activity.